UGAGACGACAAUCCAGAAAAAAUCUUGCUAAUACGUCUGUUUAAGCCAUUUUCAGUAAAGUUCACUGACUUUACUGACGUAAAAAUUUCGUUUGAAAGUCAGACUACGCACUGACAAAGUGGGAAAAGAAUUUCUCUCUUCUUGCAGACCGCUGACUUCAAUUUUAUGCUGAGUAUGAAUAAAGAUUGAUGACAAGAUAAGAUUUCGACUUAUCAUACUCCUGUGGUGUUAUUCAUUUUCGUUUUAUGACACAUUAUAAAUGAAUACGCGUCGGUGAUAUCUUUCCACAAAAAAUCUGGACUUUCUACGAUUGUCGAACUCGUUCAUUUGUUCAUGUAACACAAUUGCAUUCAAAUAGAUUAAAACCGUCAAGUUGGUAAAAUUAAACAGAAUGUGUUCAAAUACAGCCGUCUUUGCUAUAUUUUGUCUACACAUCUUCUCUUCUGUUUACGGUUGCUUUAAAUCUGGUGAUGUCAUAGUCGGUAUGUUAUUGCAUCUUCACCAGCCCUCUGAUGAUGGAAAAUGUGUAAAUGAUAUUGAAAGCAUCAUAAAACUCGAAGCAAUCAUUUAUGCGACAAAUCAACUUAGUAUUAUGAAAGAAAAAGAAAAAGUUGGCUAUGAUGUUGUCAACACAAAUUCCACCAUUUCAACUCGUGCCAAGAUAGAUUUUGCUUUGAAUAAGUGGUUUAAUGAUACGACAAAUUUCACUCUCAUUGCUAUCAUCGCUGACCUUCCUAAACCGUCAGAUUUUGUCUCCCUUCGAAAAAAACUGGAGGGUAAAAGAAAAAAACUUCCUAUAAUUAGCUUAAAAGACCGGAGAGACACUUGCUCCAUGAGCCCGCGUCGUGACAUGUCAGCAGGAUUGAUAUAUGAGUUUAUACGGUAUUUAAAUUGGAGUAUUUUUGAUCUCAUUCAACACAAAGAUGGGUCGUAUGCUGAUUUAAAACAGAUAACCCAAGAUAGUGACGUGUGUGUAUUGAACGAAUUGAUCUUUUCAGAUGACGAAAUCACUUGGAUGAAACGACACAAGAGACAAAGCCCUGCAGCGGUACUUUUCUCGAAGAGUGACAACGUAUCCAGCAUAAUUGAGAAGUUGCUUGAUCAUAAUAUAUCCAUGUACAAUAUAAUACUCGGACAUGAAGUAUUCGAUUUGAUGUCACCGAACGUGCAUAAUAUAUCCGGUGUUGUGGGGUUCAAAAUGUAUCAUGAAAAAUUUGAAAAUCAUCUUCAAAAGUCGCAAUGGUUAAACAGAACUAUCAAGAAGACGUUUUGUUCAGAAGUUUCUGUCAAUGAAUGCAUUCAAUUUAAAGAUAAAGUUAUUACUGAAAAAUCCUACUUGGGAUGGUUUGUUUUCCAAGCUGUAUACGAAGUUCUUAAGUCUCGCCAAAAUGAGACAAGUCAACUGCCUACAACAUGUUUGCAGAUCCUUAGCGCUGCAAAUGCAACAGUUAGGAGCUUAAAUUCAAAUGAUUCAACGCCAAAUGAUUUCGGGUUUCACAUACUUAAUUUGCAGGAAGACGGUUUUGUGAAAGUAGGAAGAAUCAAGUUUCGUCCUGAAAUUGUGAUUUCUUUAAAUCGUAAGAUCAUUUGGAAUAACAAUGUCUCGCAGGCAAGAUGUUCACUAGAUUGUGAGCCUGGAACGUGGAAAAAGGACUGGAAGGGAGUAGGAAGAUGUUGCUGGGAUUGCAUGAAAUGUGCACGUGAAACAGUAUCCUCUUACAGAAAUAGUCCAUCGUGUAUGGUCUGUCCUAAGGGGAAAAAACCCACGUCAGAUCAGAGCAAAUGUCAACCUCCAUAUUAUGACUACCUGAAAUGGCAUGAUCCAUUUAGUAUUAUUAUGAUAUUUCUUCUCGUUUUUACUCUUUCUUUUCUUAUUUAUGCUCUCAAUGUCUUUAUCAAAAAUACCAACAGUCCAGUGUUUCUGCGAUCAAAAACUGCGUCAUUACAACUGCUGUUUUCCUUAUGUAUUACCUUUCUUCUACCUGUCGUACUCUUAAUGAAACCCAGUCCCAUUACCUGUGGAGUUUACUACACGAUCUUCAUGUUCUCUUUGGGAAUACCAUUGACAUUCUUGAUCGUCAGCAGUCACAAUAUAAUCAACUAUUCAUAUGACGAGAAUGGAGAAUCGAAACGAAAAUGGUUUUCUUGUAAACCGCAAACUAUGAUUAGCAUAUUCCUCAUUAUUUUACAGCUUAUCGUUGUAGUCGUUAUCCUCUGUGUCGAAACGCCGAAAGUUUUAACUUACACACCCCCCGGUUCUGAUGUCGAGUAUAUCGAGUGUGCGUCCCAUUCUCGACCUGUAUUUCUCCCCCCGAUAUUUUUUAUUCUUUUGCUGACUGUCAUCUUCAAUAUUCUUCACAAGAAAGAAGAAAUCUCACCUUUGAAUCACAAUGAAGUAAAGUUUGUUUCCUUAGGGAUUUAUCUUCUGUAUGCCAAAAUUUUCGUUUACUUUGUUGCUGUAUUUGCCAUCAAUGGCAAACAGAAAAUACGCGUACUUUGUGGGCUGGCCUACCUCUUUGGCGUUAAUAUAUUUGCAACCGUCUUUUUGCCGAAAAUUUACGUGAUACUGUUCAAACCGGAAGACAGCUUACAUGGCGUCGGUCCACUUUUAAAAGAUGAAAAUGGCAACGAGACGGUAAUACGCCCUAUGCAAUCAAGAAAACCAGAUUGUAAUGUCCAUUCUCUUUUAUUUCCAUUGGGGGAGUAUCCGUAUGAUCAUACAGAGGUUUAGAAAAGAAUAUAUCAAAAAGAGAGCAAAACUUUUUGGUUUUUUUAGAAGCUGUUGAAUAACUAUAAAGUGUGAACAACUGAUAUUUUUUUAUGAUAUUUUGUGUGAAAUAUUUCAUAGUGGAUGUUUUUGUUCAUUUUUUAUAUGCAUGCCAUUUGUGGAUUUUUUUCUAACUGGACAUGAAGCACUUAUUUAUCUAUCGCGGUUUGUGCGUUUAACUUGGAAGAAUUUUUGUCAGGUUGAGUUUAAUUGCUGCACCUUAUAUUGAAUAAUUAUUUUGUAACUGUACAACAUUAAUAGAUGAAUUAUUGAUGAUGUUGUCUAGUAUAUAUGUAUUUUCCUAUGCCUAUUAUCAAACGUCUCAAUAACGUAUUGUCAAAAUAAACUCUCUUGACUCCUGGGUAAAGUAAACAUCAUUUCUUCUUA
This is a messenger RNA of Xenia sp. Carnegie-2017, 3154 nucleotides long. RefSeq names its product taste receptor type 1 member 2-like. The record is from RefSeq and is a predicted model, not a curated record. Gene Ontology annotation, molecular function: adenylate cyclase inhibiting G protein-coupled glutamate receptor activity. NCBI's taxonomy places the organism in Eukaryota, Metazoa, Cnidaria, Anthozoa, Malacalcyonacea, Xeniidae. The coding region runs from base 392 to 2731 and encodes 779 amino acids. Gene Ontology annotation, biological process: regulation of synaptic transmission, glutamatergic; G protein-coupled glutamate receptor signaling pathway. Gene Ontology annotation, cellular component: membrane. The transcript has 2 exons.